AUGAACCACAAAGACGUCCUUCCGUCCUUCAUCCAGAAGAACGGGCUCCCGCGGAAGACCGGUCUGUCGCGGUCGCAGAUUAAUCUGAGCGACAUCGGCCUGUCGGCGGUGGAGAUUGAUCUGGGCGACUUACGGCGUAAUCUACCGCUUCCGGCGCUUAAGACCACCGUGAAUAAUCCAGCCAGCGCGGGAUUUGGGUAUCUCCGGCAGGCCAACCAUGUUCCGGUGUCCCUGGCCAACGGCCACCACCGGCCGCACCAGAACGGCUACCAUCAACAGCAGAGCCGGUUCAGCUUGGAGCGAGUCAGCUAUCAACCGGCGCUGCAAAUUCCACCGCACCCCUCCUACCGUUCCUCCGUCAGCUCCGAAGAGAGCGCCGGUUCCCCGCUGCGCCCACCGCCCUUAUACGAGAACUCCGUGCGGCAGUCGCCCUUAUUCAACAACGUCAUCCAAUCCCCGCCGGACUACAACGCCCACAUGUCCCGGCCCUCGCCGGUCAGCUCCAUGCAGGCCACCUCCCCGGCGCUGGCCCUUACCGCGGUCAAAGCCGUGGAGGUCAGCAAACCCUUCGUACAGCACGCCGUCGCCCCGGAGGCGGUGCGCAGCAAGAAGCCCGCCACCCCGGUGUACCAAUCCCCCAGUCCCAGCGGGCUGGAGUAUCUCCCGCAGGAACCCGUCGGAGUGCUGGCCACCGGGCGUUGCGAACCCGUCCUCCCGGGGAAACUGCGCUCCGGGACGUUCGGGGUCAACGUCAUGACCUCCCCGGAGGUGGAGAAGGACGACAGCCACGAAGUGGUGUCCGGGGAGUUUGUGCGGACCUUCCAGAACCCCUACGCCCACUUCUCCCCGGAUGCCUACAAGUUCUACAUCGAGCAGCACAUCGACUCCAUCAUGAAGGUGCACGCCAGUCGGGCGCGGCGCCGCAUGAAGCUGGAGCGGGAGAUGGCGCUGAUGCGGCUGUCGGAGACGGCGGCGGAGGAGUGUAUUCGCCGGCUGCGCAAUCAGGAGUCGAAUUAUCUGCGGCGCUCGCGGGUAAAGUUGGAUAAGGAUAAUUUUGAGAAGAUUCGGAAGAUCGGGGUGGGCGCCUUCGGGGAGGUGACGCUGGUGCGCAAGAUGGGCACGGAUCUGCUGUACGCGAUGAAGACACUGCGGAAGAGUCACAUCUGGGAGAAGAACCAGCUCGGCCACGUGAUGGCCGAGCGGGACAUCCUGGCGGAGGCGGACAUUGAGUGGGUGGUGAAGCUGUUCUACUCCUUCCAGGACACCGAGUGUCUAUACUUCGUCAUGGAGUACGUGCCCGGUGGUGAUCUCAUGAGUCUCCUGGUCAAACUCGGGCAGUUCGACGAGAAUCUGGCCCGAUUCUACAUCGGCGAGCUGGUGUGCGCCAUCGGCAGCGUCCACGCCAUCGGUUUCAUCCACCGCGACAUCAAACCCGACAACAUCCUCAUCGACCGGCACGGCCACCUCAAACUGACCGAUUUCGGCCUGUGCACCGGCUUCCACUGGACCCAUCGUUCGCAGAACUACAACUUCAUCGGUCCGGGACCCAAACGCGAGCUGGACGAUAGCAUCCACGUGCGCACGGACUCCCUGGCCUGGCAGAACCGGGAGGCGGUGAAGACGGUGGAGGGCGGGGCCAAUCGCAGUCGGAGAGAACCCCGAAGGGGAGCGCUGUCCAGGCGGGGCAGCGGCGGGGAUGGGCAGAUGCUGAAGCGGCUGUACGCGCAUUCCCAGGUGGGGACGCCCAACUACAUGGCCCCGGAAGUGCUGCUCAGCAGCGACAAUGCCGGUUACACUCAAGUCUGUGAUUGGUGGAGUGUGGGUGUGAUACUUUACGAAAUGCUCUGCGGUCGGCCGCCGUUCUACGCGAAAACCCCGGAGGAAACCCAGGAAAAGGUGAUUUACUGGCAGCAGCAUCUGGACGUGGACAGCUACCCGUUGUCCGCCGAGGCCCGCGAUCUGAUCCUGUGCUUGUGUAGCGACGCCGAGGACCGUCUCGGCAACGGUUUCUCCCCCUACGCCCCGUCCCCCGAUCCCCUCGUGCCCAGCACGGUGCGCGGCUGCGAGGAGAUCAAGAACCAUCCCUUCUUCCACGGACUGGACUUGCGGAGUAUCCGCAAACAGCUGUCGCCGCAUCGGCCGCAGCUGCAGCAUGAUCUGGACACGUCCAACUUCGAGGAUUUCACCGACACGCCCUCCCCGGUGGAAGGGUGGGGCGGGCACAGUGGGGAGGAGGAGAACUGGGCGGGGAUUCAGCCGUUCCUGCAUUUCACCUUUAGAAGGUUUUUCGAUAACGGUGGCGAGGAAGAGCGGACGCCGCGGCUGAUGCUGAAAGAGCCGCCCAGUUACGAGAAAGCCGUCAGCCCCGCGGAAGGCAGUGAGACGGGGAAGAAGAAGGCCAAAGAGGCCGUUUACGUGUGAUGAUGCUGUUUUAGGUGGUGUGCGCAUUUGUAAUUAUUAGUGCUAAUUACCUAGAUCUGAUACUAAUUGCCCUUGCAAAUUGCUGAAUGCGGUCUUGUUGAUCCUGCUGUGGUUGAAGUGAAAUAAGGCUGCGUUACUAUACGACAAGAAUGCUGCUAUACGUACGUAUUAUUAUGUAUGGA
Molecule: messenger RNA, 2603 nt
Organism: Paramacrobiotus metropolitanus
Lineage: Eukaryota; Metazoa; Tardigrada; Eutardigrada; Parachela; Macrobiotidae
Product: serine/threonine-protein kinase LATS1-like
Exons: 8
Coding region: 1-2421 (806 amino acids)
Biological process (GO): hippo signaling; peptidyl-serine phosphorylation; positive regulation of apoptotic process
Molecular function (GO): ATP binding; protein serine/threonine kinase activity
Source: RefSeq, a predicted model, not a curated record